Drosophila ficusphila is the source of this 659-nucleotide messenger RNA. Its product is annotated as ctenidin-1. The transcript has a single exon. The record is from RefSeq and is a predicted model, not a curated record. Lineage: Eukaryota; Metazoa; Arthropoda; Insecta; Diptera; Drosophilidae. The coding region runs from base 61 to 582 and encodes 173 amino acids.
UUGCAUUGGCCAAGUGUGUGGACCACUCUCGAAGCGGCAACAACUCGAGGAAAGGGAAAAAUGAAACUAUUCGUCGCGCUCUCCGUUCUGGUGGCUGUGGCAUCGGCCCUGCCCCAAUUUGGUGGCGGCAACGCCAACGCCAAUGCGAAUGCCAACGCGAAUGCCCAAGGCUUCGGAGGCGGCGGAUUCGGAGGUCGUCCUGGAUUCGGAGGCGGUCCUGGAUUCGGAGGUGGCGGCUUUGGAGGUGGCCCUGGAUUCGGCGGUGGCGGAUACAGAGGUGGCCCAGGAUUCGGCGGUGGCCCCGGAUUCGGCGGUGGUGGCUUUGGAGGUGGCCCAGGAUUCGGCGGCGGCGGAUUCGGAGGUCGUCCUGGAUUCGGAGGCGGUCCUGGAUUCGGAGGCGGCGGCUUCGGAGGACGUCCUGGCGGCGGUUUCGGAGGCGGCGGCGGCGGUGGCGGAACUGCUUCCGCGUCGUCCUCCUCCUCGGCGUCUGCUGGUGGUGGCGGUGGACGAGGUGGUGGCGGCUCUGCCAGCGCCUCUUCUUCCUCUUCCGCUUCGGCGGGUGGCGGCGGAUUCCGCGGCUAGACCAAGCCAAAAACUACCUGAGAUUAAGCCUUAAGAAAUGACUGUGAAUAAAACAUUAUUAAAUUUAAAGAAAAAUA